Molecule: messenger RNA, 3177 nt
Organism: Paramecium tetraurelia
Lineage: Eukaryota; Ciliophora; Oligohymenophorea; Peniculida; Parameciidae
Exons: 2
Biological process (GO): peptide catabolic process
Cellular component (GO): cytosol; mitochondrion
Molecular function (GO): metal ion binding; metalloendopeptidase activity
Source: RefSeq, a predicted model, not a curated record
AUGCAUCCUGUAGUAUUUUAUUUACUUUCAGUAGCAGCACUCUCUAUAUCUACUGGAAUUGGGUUAUUUGUUGUUAAUUAGCAAUAUAGCAGAUAAAAUAUCUACCCUUAAGUAAGCAAAGCCCAAUGCGAUCAUAGAAAUUAUAAAAUAUUUACAUUACCAAACUAAAUUCAUGUUAUGGUUAUAACAUCCAAUAGAACUGAGCUUAGUGCUGUUGCAUUGAAAGAAGAAACUGGUUAUAUGAAUGAUCCCAAAGAUUUUUAGGGAAUGAGUAAUUACAUCUAAUAAUUGUUGUAAACCUCUUAAAAAUAUCCAUAAGCUGAUCUAUUGAGAAAGAUUAUCAUGUUAAACGCAGGAAAAUAAACAAGAAUUAUCAAUGAACACGAAAGCAUUUAUUAUGCGCAAGUUUAGAAUGAUGCGUUUUUCUCACUUUUAGAUGUGAUCUCUAGAUUAUUCAUUGAUCCACUAUUCACUAAACAGUAAAUGGAUAGAGUGCUAUAGAAUCUUCAUGCUUAAUGGAAGAGUAUGGAAUUAUUUGAUUAUUCAUAAUAAUUAAUUUCCAAAAGCAGACAUCCAUACAGUUAAUUUUACACAGGGAAUUUAAAGACUCUAUUUGAAAUUCCUGAGGAUGAAGGAAAAAACCCUUAUAUUGAGGCUAAGAAAUUUUAUCGAUCCAAAUAUUCAGCCAAUAGAUUAUCCAUUGUGAUUUACACCAAUGAAGAACUGAAAAAGAGAGUCACUGAAUUAUUAUUUGAGUAUUUCAAUGGAUGUGUUGAUAAAUAAUUACAAAAAAUUACAUAUAAAUAGUUUGGAUUGCCUUUGAAGAACUAAAGGUUUUUUUAUAUUCAAAGCAAAGUCAAAGAGUUGAGGAUUGAGUUUGAUUUUGAUAUUGAAAAUAACCAUUUAACAAAAUCAUUGGAGUUUGUAAUCCUCAUGCUCAUGAAACAAUUUGAAAAAAACUUUUGUGAUGAAAUGUUUGAAAAGAAACUAGCCUUUAAAUGCUAUUAUACAUUAAAGGAAAUACCUAAGGAAUUUGCAAUAUUCAAAAUAUUUCUUCAUCUACCAAAGCAAACCAAGAUUGAUGAGAUUCUCACUUCCUUAUACAAGAGAAUCAAUUACUUAAAGCAAUAAGAUAACUUAGAAGAAUAUUGGGAUCAUCUACUUUUGAUGCAAGAAAUUAAUUUUUAAUAUUCUAAUUAUGAUAUUGAGAAUAUCAUAUAAUUAUCAUCUAAUUUAAAGCAAUACUUUUCAAAGGAUAUUUUAUAAAAUAAAUUACUUAAGAAAUAUGACAAGGCUGCCAUAUCUCAUGUUUUAUAAUAGAUGGAACCAUAAAAUAUGACUGUAAUAUUGUUGGACAAUUUCUAUGAUUCUUAUUAAGCUGACAUGGGAUUCAUGAAAUUUGGAAACUCGUUUGUAGAACAAUCGCACUGUGUAGAAGAAAAGAAAAAAGUAUUCAAAGGCAGAGUCAAAAAAAGAUAUAGAGUCUAUGAAGAUGAAAUAAGUGAUCCAAUUAUUGAUAGAGAUCACCCAAUUGACUUAUCAGAAGAAGAAGAAUUCAUUGUUGAACCAGAUGAUGUCAUCUAAACAGAAUAAGAUUAUGAUAUUGAUAAGGGAUAUUCAAUACCAGAAAUCGAGAAUUUCUCUUAUCACCAACUUUUUGGAUUGCGUUCUUUUGAAGCUGGAAUAUCAGCUAAUACAGUUCAAAAGCUUAUAGCUAUCAAGGAUACAGAGCUAAAAAUAGUUGAUGAUUCUCAUAUCCCAACAAUAUUUGAAUUGCUACCUUAAUCUCCUGAUAGUUAAAGUGUAAAGAAAAAAAAGAAAAAUUUUAAAUAUCCUGAGUUAUUGAUAACUACUUAAGCAGGAAAUUUAUGGCAUAUUUAAGAUACAACAAAUGGUGUUCCCAAAGUGCAAUUUAGGGUUUUAGCUAGAUUUUUAGAUUUUGAAAGUCUAGGUGAAAACUUCAUAGCAAAAGAGAUUGUUAAAUUGAAUUUCAAGAUUCCUUAAGGAUUUCAUGUUGCUUCUUUUUAAAUAGAUAUUGGUGUUGGAUAAAUUGAAAUUAUCGUUUAAUGUUUCACUUAAUAAAUAGAAGAAAUUGCUAAGCAAGUCAUGAAAAAUUAUUAAGAAGCUUUCACUAUUAAUAAGGAUGACUUUUAAUGGUAUUUGGAGAACUUGGAAUAUUAAGAUAGAUAUUGGGAGAAGAAUACUACAACUAUUGAGAAAGCCUUGUUUUAUGCUAAAUAAAUUUUAACUAAUUCAUAAGAAUUUUAAUAACAUAAAUAUGAUGUUAAAUUUGAGAAAAUACAAGAAACCCUAAAGAAAUUAUGGGAAAAUUAGCGAUUUGAUAUCCUGCUUUAUGGGAACAUAGAUACUGAUUAUUCAAAAUAAUUGUUUGAAUCAAUUAUGCCAAAAGUAUAGAGCAAGAGCAAAUCAUUUUUUACUGAAGAAACAUAUAAAUUAUCAAAAAGGGCUAUUACAUAUAGGUUAGCUAAGUUAAAAUCUGAGAGCAUAGUCACUUUGAAUCUUUAUUAGGGAUCUGAUCCAAGUUUAGUAUAAUAUGUGUAUAUGAGACUAUUGUAAAGACUUAUGAAAUUUCAUAUUGAAGAUUAUCUAUUUAAUUAAUUGUAAUUAGGAUUUGCAGUGGAUGUUUCUUUGAUAUAAGUGAACCACAUUGAUUCCAUUGUUAUAAUAGUUCAAAGCAAUUCUUACGAUCCAGAAGAAAUAGACUUUUAUAUUGAGGAGUCAUUGGGAUAUUUUGAAUCCUUUUUGAAUAGACUUCCUGACAAGGAUUUUGAUGGCAUCAAGUAGGCAAUCCAAAAGCAAUUGCAGUAGGUUCCUAAUACAUUAGAGCAAUAGGCUGAGAUUAUCUGGAAUUCAAUUAGAGAUGGUUCAUAUUAUUUUACUUAGAGAGAAUGCACAAUUUUGGCUUUGGAAAAGAUAUCAAAAUCUGAUCUAAUGAAAUAUUUUUUGAUUUUCUUCAAGGCUAGAAAUUCGAAAUUGUCUUUGUAACUUUUUAAAGAAGGUGCAUCAAUUCCAAUGGAAGUUUUAAGAGAAUAGGACACAUUUGCUUAGAAAACAUCAGAUUUAAUUUUGAAUUAGGAAUAAUUUCAAUAGGCAAUAAAGGAGACUUACAAGUUCAAACCAAAGUAUAUAGAAUAAGCACCUUAGCAUGUAUGUUGA